ACGUCACUCAAGCGUAUUUAAUAAAAACUAUUAAGAAAAAAUACUCUGAAUCAUGGAUUACACACCAAUUCCUUCUGUGUUCCCAGCCAAUCCCUUUGAUGCCGAAGCCGAUGCUGCUGCAUUACGUAGUGCCAUGAAAGGUUUUGGCACCGAUGAACAGGCCAUCAUUGACAUUCUCACAGCCAGGUCGAAUGCCCAACGCCAGCUGAUAAAAGAACAAUUUUUACGUGAAUAUGGUCGUGAUUUGAUUGAAGAUUUAAAAAGUGAAUUGGGUGGUAAAUUUGAAGAUGUCAUUGUGGGCCUUAUGAUGCCCCCCGUGGAAUAUUUAUGCAAACAAUUACAUAAAGCUAUGGAAGGUAUGGGUACCGAUGAAAGUACAUUGGUGGAAAUUCUAUGCACCAAAUCCAAUGAAGAAAUGGCGGAAAUUGUUAAAUGUUACGAAGAUAUGUAUGAUCGUCCGCUGGCAGAACAUUUGUGUAGUGAAACAGAUGGACAUUUUCGUCGUUUAUUGACAUUGAUUAUUACCGGGGUGAGAGAUCCAGUGGGUACAGUGGAUCCUGAAAAGGCCAAGGAGCAGGCUGAACAGUUGUAUAAUGCUGGUGAAGCUAAAUUGGGUACCGAUGAAGAGGUGUUUAAUCGCAUUUUAGCUCAUGGUAGCUUUGCCCAACUGCGUUUGGUUUUCGAUGAAUACAAAGAAUUGUCGGGUCAGACAUUGGAACAGGCUAUUAAACAUGAAAUGAGUGGUGAGAUGCAUGAAGCUAUGAUGGCUAUUGUUGAAUGUGUUCAAUCACCAGCUGCCUUCUUUGCUAAUCGCCUGUACAACGCCAUGUCCGGUGCUGGAACUGAAGACACAACUCUAAUACGUAUUAUUAUUUCGCGAUCUGAAAUAGAUUUGAAUAAUAUUAAAGAUGAAUUUGAGCGGAUCUAUAAUCGCACUUUAGUUAGUGCCAUUAAGUCCGAAACUUCUGGUGAUUAUAAACGGGCCUUGUGCGCCUUAAUAGGUGAUGCCUAAAUAUAUAUGUUU
Molecule: messenger RNA, 1024 nt
Organism: Musca vetustissima
Lineage: Eukaryota; Metazoa; Arthropoda; Insecta; Diptera; Muscidae
Product: annexin B10-like
Exons: 4
Coding region: 53-1012 (319 amino acids)
Cellular component (GO): cytoplasm
Molecular function (GO): calcium-dependent phospholipid binding; calcium ion binding
Source: RefSeq, a predicted model, not a curated record